AUGGGACAGUACGUCAUCCCCAUAUCUAAGAAGCAGGUAUGGAGGUUUCAAUUUCACGUCAUUAGAGAACUUGCUCCUGAACUGAGCAGGGUAGUUCAGUCCUCACAGAUCAGAAACAUCUCCCUCCUGACCAGAGUGACUGAGGAUGGAUCUUGUCAAGAGGAGCGUCAAGACGUCAUACUGCAGUGGGCUGAGGAACUGAAUCACUCACCACAGACUGGACAGAUACCAUCUGGGAAAUUCACAAGAGACAGGAGAAAUGAGGAACCUCUAGAUCAACAGGGACCAGACAAGGAAGAGAAACUGAAGGAAGCCAGAAAAGCACUGUCUAACUGGGCCUGGACACUUAAGGGCAUGGAACAGAACUCAGUGUGUCCAGGAGAGGAUGUGUGUUCAGUCCUGGAGGAUCUGGAGACACAGUGGAAGAGAGGGAAACUACCCAGCAUGCUCCCUGUUAUGGACUUUAUCAUCUGUAGCAUGCUACAGGAACAGCGCCAGGAGGGCUCCAUUGCAAAGCAGUGGUUCAGAAGCAGAGUGACUCUGAAUCACAUUCCUGACUCGGUUUGGAAAUGGAUUUCGAAAGCAUCAGAUAAGAUCACAAUGGAUGAAAAAACAGCCAACCCAAGUCUCCUACUGUCCCCUGACAGGAAAAGAGUGAAAAUGGCCACCAUCAUUGAGAGUGUCUACAAUCCCUGGGAUUACUACGAAAUGACUCCCAAAAUGUACAAUGGUUGGUGGUGUGUACUGGGGACAAAAGGUUUUAACUCAGGAAGGCAUUACUGGGAGGUGGGGGUCAGGGGCAAGGCAGAGUGGAGGAUAGGGGUGGUUAGAGAGUCAGCACCACGACAAGGCUUUUUUGACCUGAGUCCACAGAGAGGUUACUGGACUCUGCGUCUGCAGCUUGGACAACUCAUGGCUGUAACUGCACCAAUCACUAAACUGAACCAGGCUGUACCUUCAAAGGUUGGGGUCUCUCUGGAUAUAGAGGAGGGACAGGUCUCCUUCUAUGAUGCAGCGAAAAGGCGGCAUAUUUACACUUUUGAUGUCGACUUUGAUCAAUCUGAAAAGAUUUACCCCCUUUUUCACACCAUUGAGACAGACAGAGAGCUGGUUAUUCUGUAGUUUCAUCUUCCUAGAGUUAUGGUCACUCUGCCAGAGUUCCAGAGGUCCUCUGUGGAGAAGAGAGAACCUUCUAGAAGGUUAUGUAUAUAUAUAGUAAAUAUGCACAUACAGUUGGUUAAAGGGUUACAUAGAGCUCACCACCACCCACUUUAUUGUACGUCUUUCUAGCAACUGAAAUUCUUUUAUUUUCAGCUCGCAUUGAAUAAAAAUUAUUUAACAGUGA
Messenger RNA from Salmo salar (Atlantic salmon), 1345 nucleotides. The record is from RefSeq and is a predicted model, not a curated record. Lineage: Eukaryota; Metazoa; Chordata; Actinopteri; Salmoniformes; Salmonidae.